UGCGCGAGCAUCGACAUCGAGGACGCCACGCAGCACCUGCGGGACAUUCUCAAGCUGGACCGGCCCACGGGGGGCCCCAGUGCAGAGAGCCAGAGGCCAUCCAGUGCCUACAAUGGGGAUCUCAACGGGCUCCUGGUUCCAGAUCCUCUCAGCUCAGGUGAUGGUAACUCGACAAGCAAGCCUGGUCUCCGAGCCAUGCCGCCCAUUAACCUGCAGGAGAAGCAGGUCAUCUGCCUCUCGGGAGAUGACAGUUCCACUUGCAUUGGAAUUUUGGCCAAGGAGGUGGAGAUUGUGGCCAGCAGUGACUCCAGCAUUUCAAGCAAGGCACGGGGGAGCAACAAGGUGAAAAUCCAGCCUGUAGCCAAGUAUGACUGGGAGCAGAAAUACUACUAUGGCAACCUGAUUGCUGUGUCCAACUCCUUCUUGGCCUAUGCCAUUCGGGCUGCUAACAAUGGCUCAGCAAUGGUGCGGGUGAUCAGUGUCAGCACAUCGGAGCGGACUCUGCUCAAGGGCUUCACAGGCAGUGUGGCCGAUCUGGCCUUUGCACACCUCAACUCCCCACAGCUGGCCUGCCUAGAUGAAGCAGGCAACCUGUUUGUGUGGCGCUUGGCUCUGGUUAAUGGCAAAAUUCAAGAAGAGAUCUUAGUCCACAUCCGGCAGCCAGAGGGCACCCCACUGAACCACUUCCGCAGGAUCAUCUGGUGCCCCUUCAUCCCUGAGGAGACUGAGGACUGCUGCGAGGAGGGCAGCCCAACAGUGGCCCUGCUGCAUGAGGACCGGGCUGAGGUGUGGGACCUGGACAUGCUCCGCUCCAGCCAUAGCACCUGGCCUGUGGAUGUCAGCCAGAUCAAGCAGGGCUUCAUCGUGGUGAAAGGCCACAGCACGUGCCUGAGUGAAGGGGCUCUGUCCCCGGAUGGGACUGUCCUGGCUACUGCCAGCCAUGAUGGCUACGUCAAGUUCUGGCAGAUCUACAUUGAGGGGCAGGAUGAGCCAAGGUGUCUGCACGAGUGGAAGCCUCAUGAUGGGCGCCCCCUCUCUUGCCUCCUGUUCUGUGACAACCACAAGAAACAGGACCCUGAGGUCCCUUUCUGGAGGUUCCUCAUUACUGGUGCUGACCAGAAUCGGGAGCUUAAGAUGUGGUGCACAGUGUCCUGGACCUGCCUGCAGACCAUUCGCUUCUCCCCAGAUAUCUUCAGUUCAGUGAGUGUGCCCCCCAGCCUUAAGGUUUGUCUGGACCUCUCGGCAGAGUACCUGAUUCUCAGUGACGUGCAGCGGAAGGUCCUGUAUGUGAUGGAGCUGCUGCAGAACCAGGAGGAAGGCCAUGCCUGCUUCAGCUCCAUCUCGGAAUUUCUGCUCACCCACCCCGUGCUGAGCUUCGGUAUCCAGGUUGUAAGUCGUUGCCGGCUGCGUCACACUGAGGUGCUGCCUGCCGAGGAGGAGAACGACAGCCUGGGGGCUGAUGGUGCCCAUGGAGUCGGUGCUGUGGAGUCUGCAGCUGGUGUGCUCAUCAAACUCUUCUGUGUGCAUACCAAGGCAUUGCAAGAUGUGCAGAUUCGCUUCCAGCCGCAGCUUAACCCAGAUGUGGUAGCCCCACUCCCCACUCACACUGCCCACGAGGACUUUGCAUUUGGAGAGUCUCGGCCUGAGCUGGCCCCCGAUGGCUUGGGGUCAGCCUCUCAUGGCUCCCAGCCUGACCUUCGCCGCAUUGUGGAGCUGCCUGCACCUGCUGACUUCCUUAGUCUGAGCAGUGAGACCAAGCCCAAGCUCAUGACGCCUGACGCCUUCAUGACACCCAGUGCCUCCCUGCAGCAGAUCACUGCAUCCCCCACUAGCAGCAGCAGCAGCGGGAGCAGUUCCCUUACAGCUGUGUCUGCCAUGAGCGGCACCUCGGCCGUGGACCCCUCCUUGCCCAGGCCACCUGAGGAGCUGACCUUGAGCCCCAAGCUGCAACUUGACAGCAGCCUGACAAUGAGCAGCAGCAGCCUGCAGACAAGCCCGCGCAGCCUCCUCCCAGGCUUGCUCCCAGGCCCAGCCGACAAGUUGACUACUAAGGGGCCUGUGCAGGUACCCACGGCUGCCUCUUCACUAUCCCUGGAGCUGCAGGAGGUGGAGCCCCUGGGGCUACCGCAGGCAUCUCCCAGCCGGACCCGAUCCCCCGACGUUAUCUCCUCAGCCUCCACUGCCCUGUCUCAGGACAUCCCCGAGAUUGCAUCUGAGGCCCUGUCCCGUGGCUUUGGCUCCUCUGCUCCUGAGGGCCUUGAGCCAGACAGUAUGGCCUCUGCUGCCUCAGCACUCCACCUGCAGCUUGGCCUAGAUGGAGGAGGCAGUGGGGAUGGUGAUCGACAUAGCGCCCCCUCCCUCCUGGAGGCAGCCUUGACCCAAGAGGCCACGGCCCCUGACACUCAGGUCUGGCCUACAGCCCCCGACAUUACUCGUGAAACCUGCAGCAGCCUGGCGGAGAGCCCCAGAAAUGGGCUCCAGGAAAAGCACAAGAGCCUGGCCUUCCACCGGCCACCUUAUCACCUGCUGCAGCAACAUGACAGCCAGGAUGCCAGUGCUGAGCAAAGUGACCAUGAUGACGAGGUUGCAAGCCUUGCCUCUGCCUCAGGGGGCUUUGGCACCAAAGUUCCCACUCCACGGCUGCCUGCCAAGGACUGGAAGACCAAGGGGUCCCCUCGGGCCUCACCUAAGCUCAAGAGAAAGGGCAAGAAGGACAACGGGGAUUCAGCUGUGGGAUCCCGGCUUACGGAGCACCAGGUGGCAGAGCCCCCUGAGGGCUGGCCAGCAAUAAUUUGGCAACAGCAGAGAGAGCUAGCAGAGCUGCAGCACAACCAAGAAGAGCUCCUACAGCGUCUGUGCUCCCAGCUCGAAGGCCUUCAGAGCACCGUCACAGGUCACGUAGAACGUGCGCUCGAGACACGGCAUGAGCAGGAGCAGCGGCGCUUAGAGCGAGCACUAGCCGAGGGGCAGCAGCGUGGUGGGCAGCUGCAGGAGCAGCUGACACAGCAGCUGUCCCAGGCACUGUCUUCGGCUGUGGCUGGGCGGCUGGAGCGCACCAUACGGGACGAGAUCAAGAAGACGGUGCCUCCAUGUGUCUCCAGGAGUUUGGAGCCUGUGGCCAGCCAACUGAGCAGCUCUGUAGCCACCAAGCUUACGGCUGUGGAGGGCACCAUGAAAGAGAACAUCUCCAAGCUGCUCAAGUCCAAGAACCUGACAGAUGCUAUUGCCCGAGCAGCAGCAGACACGUUACAGGGGCCGAUGCAGGCCGCUUACCGGGAAGCCUUCCAGAGUGUGGUGCUGCCUGCCUUCGAGAAGAGCUGCCAGGCCAUGUUCCAACAGAUCAAUGAUAGCUUCCGGCUGGGCACACAGGAAUACUUACAGCAGCUAGAGAGCCACAUGAAGAGUCGGAAGGCACGGGAACAGGAGGCAAGGGAGCCUGUUUUAGUCCAACUGCGGGGCCUGGUCAGCACAUUGCAGGGUGCCACUGAGCAAAUGGCAGUCACCGUGUCCAGCAGCGUUCGGGCCGAAGUACAGCAACAGCUGCACGUUGCUGUGAGCAGCCUACAGGAGUCCAUUUUAGCCCAGGUACAGCGCAUAGUAAAAGGUGAGGUGAGUGUGGCACUCAAGGAGCAGCAGGCUGCCGUCACCUCCAGUAUCAUGCAGGCCAUGCGCUCAGCUGCUGGCACACCAGUACCUGCUGCCCACCUCGACUGCCAGGCCCAGCAAGCCCACAUCCUACAGCUGCUACAGCAGGGCCACCUCAAUCAGGCCUUUCAGCAGGCCCUGACUGCCGCUGACUUGAACCUGGUGCUCUAUGUGUGUGAAACUGUGGACCCAGCCCAGGUUUUUGGGCAACCACCCUGUCCACUCUCCCAGCCUGUGCUCCUCUCCCUCAUCCAGCAGCUAGCCUCCGACCUUGGCACUCGAACGGACCUCAAACUCAGCUACCUGGAGGAGGCUGUUAUGCACUUGGACCACAGUGACCCCAUCACUCGAGACCACAUGGGCUCUGUCAUGGCCCAGGUGCGCCAGAAGCUCUUCCAAUUCCUACAGGCUGAGCCACACAACUCACUUGGCAAAGCAGCCCGGCGUCUCAGCCUCAUGCUGCACGGCCUUGUAGCCCCAAGCCUCCCUUAG
Molecule: messenger RNA, 4137 nt
Organism: Orycteropus afer afer
Lineage: Eukaryota; Metazoa; Chordata; Mammalia; Tubulidentata; Orycteropodidae
Gene: EDC4
Product: enhancer of mRNA decapping 4
Biological process (GO): deadenylation-independent decapping of nuclear-transcribed mRNA
Cellular component (GO): P-body
Molecular function (GO): protein binding
Source: RefSeq, a predicted model, not a curated record